This is a messenger RNA of Fusarium vanettenii 77-13-4, 1686 nucleotides long. RefSeq lists its product as uncharacterized. The transcript has 3 exons. Gene Ontology annotation, cellular component: plasma membrane. NCBI's taxonomy places the organism in Eukaryota, Fungi, Ascomycota, Sordariomycetes, Hypocreales, Nectriaceae. The record is from RefSeq and is a predicted model, not a curated record. The coding region runs from base 1 to 1686 and encodes 561 amino acids.
AUGUCCGGGAAAUGGCAGGAAUUGCUGUUGAUUGAGGGAAUGCAGUUGAUCCUUCGGAGAAUGGAGGAGAAAAGCAAGAUCUAUUCCCCAGUUGCAACUCUCCUUCCGCUUCUCACCCAAGCCAUCUCGCUUUUUUACGCAGUAGCAAGGCUGAAGAUGAUAUUUUUCUCUCUUUUCUCCCCUAUCCUAUGGGCGGCUUUGGUAGUUGCCCAGAUCCCAAACAUCGACAGGGCUGAUCGCGUCAAUCACGCCUUCAAGAAUACCCCUCAUCGCCCCUCGAGCCCGAUCUCUGCCCUCAAGCAGCCACCAGUGACACCACCUGCACUAGGGGUCUACACCUCUCAAGGCUGUUUCAGUGAGCUCCCGAGCCAAUUCGCCUACUUUAAGCGGACAAAGAUGACCCUAAAGUGGUGCUAUCGCCAGUGUAAGGGCCGACUACACAGUGUUAUGCUCAUGAACGACGACGAGUGCUACUGUUCCGACAAGUAUCCAAGCAAACGAUCACUGCUCCCUGAUGAACGGUGCAUUGUUCCGGCAACCCCUAUUGGGUUUCGUGUGCCGUUGCGCGCGCGCGGCACAAGGGAUUUUCUCAAGAGCUGUACCGACCUUUGUCGGAUCAGGAGGAAAACGGUUGCCAUGAUCCAUAGCUCUAAGUGUCACUGUGCCACUACAUAUCCACCUAAGACGGCGUUGGUCGACGACGAUUCUUGUGACAUCCCAUGUCGUGGCAGAGCUGGUCAUGUGUGUGGUGGCCGUUCAUUUAUGUGGACUGCAUACCUCACCGGGCUCUCGGAAAAGGUCGAGCAUCAGGCUGGGACUGUUGACAGCCCUUCUGAGCAGAGUCCCUGGAGGGAAGUGACCUCAGUCUGGUCGUCAUACAAGGGCUGCUACAACUCGCGCCCCAGAGAGUUUACCCGACGACCCAAGGGUAGAGAAUCAACCAGCACGGCUGCUAGCUGUCCCCGAUACUGCAUACGCAUGGGACAUCCCGUUGCGUUGAUUUACGACCGGGAUUGCUUCUGCUCGGAUGCAUAUCCCAAGAGGAGCUCCAGGGUGAAAGACGGGCAGUGCAAUAUCCCAUGUCCUGGAUAUCCGCCACGAUCCUGCGGUGGACGCGAAUCUCUUCUUAGUGUUUGGAAUACGGGGCUGCAGUCUCUCGUCACCGAUGACAAAGAGGAUUACGAGCUGCCAAAGCUAUCGCUCCAUGGCUGCUUCAACGACAGGCCAGCUGCUUUCACGACCGUAGACCAUCAGUCUUUCAAUCGCCGUGCUCAGGGAGAUUCCUGCACACACACAUGCGCCGCGGAAGGAUACCCAGUUGCAAUCAGACAUGGUAGCGAAUGCCAAUGUUCUCGUUCAUACCCGCCGCCGUCGUCGCGAGUAAAUGAAACAGAGUGCUGGCUUGACUGCGGCGACGAUUUCCGCGAGAUGUGCGGCGGCCCCAACGCAUAUAACGUCUAUCGUACGAGACUGGACUGGGCUGUGGACGACGAACUAGAAGACUCGAGAACUUCUGCGGUGACGAGACCUUGGAAGUGUUCGCAUCCGGUUAUACAGCAAGUCAAGAAAACCGCCGCGUGGGUAGUGAGUGAGGUUUUGUACGUAGUUUUCUGGGAGGUGAAGCGGCUGGUCAUCAGUCUUCUGAGAUGGAUAUGGGAUGGUAUCAGCGAAGUGAUGGACCUUUAA